Messenger RNA from Abrus precatorius (Indian licorice), 720 nucleotides. RefSeq names its product putative phosphatidylglycerol/phosphatidylinositol transfer protein DDB_G0282179. The transcript has 4 exons. NCBI's taxonomy places the organism in Eukaryota, Viridiplantae, Streptophyta, Magnoliopsida, Fabales, Fabaceae. Bases 48 to 518 code for a protein of 156 amino acids. Gene Ontology annotation, molecular function: sterol binding. The record is from RefSeq and is a predicted model, not a curated record. Gene Ontology annotation, biological process: intracellular sterol transport.
CACUCUUAAUUUCUACACACACUCUCUUCCUUCUCCUUCAACAAUCCAUGGAGUUUCAACCUCUUCCCAAUUUCUACCUUGUUACCCUAUCCAUUCUCCUUCUUUCGUCUUUUCAUGCUCAGGCUAAAGUUAGCUUCAAAUACUGCGAUAAGAAGGCAGACUAUGCUGUGAAGGUGACUGGAAUUGAAAUAUCACCAAACCCUGUGGUGAGUGGCAAGCCGGUCACCUUUAAGAUCUCAGCUAAUUCUGGUCAAGCUAUCUAUGGUGGACAGGUGGUAAUUGGAGUUUCAUAUGUUGGGGUGACUGUCCAUACUGAAAAAAUUGAUCUUUGUAAAGAAGUAUCCUGUCCUGUGGCUAACGGGAAUUUUCUGCUUUCUCAUACGCAAACAUUGCCUGCGAUUACUCCACCGGGAUCCUAUACUCUGAAGAUGACUAUGAAAGAUGACAAGGACAAGGUGUUAACUUGCAUUACGUUUAAUUUUAAAAUCGUUCUUGGAUCUUUGUUGUCUGAUAUGUGAUGUUUCCCUUUGCAUGACUGAUAAGGGGUACUCCUUUGCUUUGUUGUUGUCAAGUGUUUUAUUGUAAUGUGUGCUUCACCUCACAAGAGAUGACAUGUAAGGCCAAUAUGGUCUAUUUUUACUCUUCAAUUUGGACUUUGAAUUUAACUUAACUCUAAAAGCUAUCUUACUGGUUGAGAAUUAUUUUAGUAUUUAUAAGUUC